Molecule: messenger RNA, 2293 nt
Organism: Helianthus annuus (common sunflower)
Lineage: Eukaryota; Viridiplantae; Streptophyta; Magnoliopsida; Asterales; Asteraceae
Exons: 3
Coding region: 99-2111 (670 amino acids)
Source: RefSeq, a predicted model, not a curated record
CGACACAUAUUUUUUUUCAUUCCUUUAUAUUGGCGCAUUAGUGUGUUAUUUUGGUAUUCAACUUGCUUGCUGAUCCAUCUCAUAAUCAUAUCAAUUUGAUGGGUAGUAUAACUGUUACUAAGGACCAACUUCUUCACUUUAGCCAUGAGCACCCGCUCAGCCUUGUGCAUCUGCAGCAGCCGAAUCACAAAAAUGAAAGUUCUGAAGAUGAAGAUGAAGAGAAAGAAGAUUUUGUUGAGGAACUCUGUCAUGGUGGCCGAUGCGGCCUAUGUAAAGAACAAAUCUGGUCAUUUCAUUUGUGUUACUACUACUGCAAGUCUUGUCACUACUCAUUGCACACAUUUUGCGCACAACUACCUAAGACCAAACAAAAUUGCCCAUCAGAUCCCGGUCACACUCUUACAUGUCAUUAUUAUUAUUUUCGUGAUUAUCUUGAUGUUGAAACUGGUGAUGAUUAUGAACAUGAUUAUGAGUGCUUUGUUUGCAAACUUGAGUGUCGCAAUGCCGGUUUUUAUUAUUGUCACGACUGUGGCUACUGCAUUGAUGUAAUUUGUGAUACGAUGUCGGAGCAGAAGAUAAAGCACCCUAGUCACCCUCACCAACUGGAACGAAUGUUCGGGCACAUAGCAUCAGUUUGUGUAGCUUGUGGUAAUAAACAUGAAGGGGUCUUCUUUCAGUGUACUACUUGUUCUACAUUUCGGAUCCACCUUGACUGUGCUUUGCUGCCCACUAAGUUACUAAUACAAACUAGUACUAAUGGGACUUUCAAUCAUUCACAUCCACUUACCCUCACCUAUUUCUUUCCAUUGGACGAAUUGAGAGCUAAGUAUUAUCCUGUUUGUAGAGUUUGUAAUCAGAGGUUCCAUUUUAGUUUAUGGAAUUACAGAUGCGAUAAAUGCCUCUAUUACGUGCAUGUUGAUUGUGCAACUUCAAAGACAGAGCCAUUUAUGUCCAUCUUCCUACCUGCAGGCCUUGGCAAAACCUUUAAAAAUUAUAAAGAAGAUGAACAUGUGAAUCUGCUACGGUGUCCAUUUCAAGAUGAAGGUGACAACCUUUUGAGGCGCUAUAUGUCUAAUCAAAAGGAGGUUAUUGGUAAACAACGCGAUGGUGAAAUUCUCAACUAUUCCGGUCAUCAACACCCACUCAUCCUUUUCGACAAACAAACAUCAGUUGGUAGAAAAAUGGUUUCUCUACACGACCCCACGAAGAAAGUUCAACUAUUGUGUGAUGGAUGUGUGAGACCGAUCAUGACAGUUCCUUUUUACACAUGUUGUCAAUAUGCUGACGAACAAUGCUGUUUUGUUCUUCAUGAAUGGUGCGCCAACCUACCCUCUCAAAUACAAGACUACGCGGGGCAUCCUGAGCAUACUCUCGUUCUCUUUCAAAAAAUCCCUAGUAAGUUCUUUGGUGUGUUCGACUGUGAAGUUUGCGGGUUAAAAUCCAAUGGUUUUGCGUAUGGAUGCGCAACAUGCAAUUAUUAUGUUGAUAUCAAUUGUGCAUUCAUACCGGAAGAAAUCACACAUGACGCUCAUCCUGAUCAUCUCCUAUUGAAAGCAAAACCUUCCGAAAUCUUGAAUUAUUGCAAAGCAUGUAACAAUCAGAUCUACAUGGAGUUCAGUUUCAAAUGUACCUCUUGUGAUUUCUGGAUUCAUGUAACGUGUGCCUUGUUAUUGCCUAGAGUGAUUAAGCACAAGUGCGACAGACAUCCUUUGAGCCUAAGAUACGAACCUGCCGAGAACCAUAUUGCCAACUACUUUUGUGAAAUAUGUGAGGAUAAAUUAAACCCGUGGAGGUGGUUCUAUCAUUGCACCACAUGUGCCCAGUCUAUGCACACUGCUUGUAUGCCAUUAAUACUUCAAUACGAGCAAGCUGGAUAUUGUUAUGAUUUUGGAGGCGUCUAUGAGUUUCUCAACAUCAAAUUUGGAGGAACGCUUGAGAUCAAAGAUCACCCACACCGUUUGAGCUUUGUUCAAGGAGUUGAGAGCGAUGGCGAUUGCAGCAAUAGCAAUUGCGGUGAGUAUUUUAAUGAAUUGGAGUCUGGAUUGAUCUUCAAGUGCCUGGAGUGUGAGUUUGCAUUACAUUAUGAGUGUGUUUCUUCAUUUGCAUGUUAAUUUAUUUCUUUGGCGCAGCCAUACACCGUUGUAACCUUUUUUAUGUGUGUCCAGUCAUUUCUUUUGGCUAGUUUGGUUUCCAUCUUUUAUAAUUUAGUGUCAACAACCAACUUAUCCAUUUGUUUAAAAACACUAUCAUCCUCUCCAUCCAUCAUAUAUAAUCUUAUUGCAUGUUUUAUCUU